AUGGGAGAUGGUAGGUGCGGGUGGAAGGGGGGUUGCUUGUGUUCAGGAGGAGAGGCCGAUGCGGUGGGAUUUGGAGGAGGGAUCGAGGGAAGGGCGAUCGAGUUGGUGCAGGAGGGAGGAGGCGGCGGUGGAGGAAGAGGCGGAUGUGGCGGCGGCGGCCCGGCGGCGGGCUUCUUCGAGUUCUUCCUUGUCUUCGGCUUUGACUUCGAUUUUUGUAGGUUCACGCCUCAGCAUGUUCUCGGCCGCCUCUGGGUUUUAGCGAGUGGGAGUGUUAGCUUUGCUCGAUCUCUCCAUUUUUCCACCAUAAGCACCAUGGACGUGACCUCAGGCGAUCUCGACGCGCCACAUUCGAUGGGCACCACCAUCAUCGGCGUCACCUACAACGGCGGUGUUGUUCUCGGGGCGGACUCCCGCACCAGCACCGGUAUGUAUGUCGCGAAUAGGGCAUCCGACAAGAUCACCCAGCUGACGGAUAAUGUCUAUGUCUGCCGCUCGGGCUCGGCGGCGGAUUCACAGAUCGUGUCGGAUUAUGUGCGUUAUUACCUCCAUCAGCACACGAUACAACUCGGGCAGCCUGCUACUGUAAAGGUUGCCGCAAACCUUGUCCGAUUAUUGUCCUACAAUAACAAGAAUAUGCUUCAAACUGGUCUGAUUGUUGGUGGAUGGGAUAAGUACAAUGGGGGUAAAAUUUAUGGAAUACCAUUGGGAGGAACAGUUUUAGAGCUGCCUUUUACCAUUGGAGGAUCUGGCUCAUCUUAUCUAUAUGGUUUCUUUGAUCAAGAAUGGAGGGAAGGGAUGACUCAGGAAGAAGCUGAGCAACUAGUUGUGAAGGCAGUCUCUCUUGCCAUUGCUCGUGAUGGUGCCAGUGGUGGUGUUAUCCGCACUGUGACUAUUAACCAAGACGGGGCCACUAGAAAGUUCUACCCAGGCGACACUCAUCCUCUAUGGCACGAAGAACUUCCACCGCAGGAUUCCCUGUUGGACAUUACACCUGCUGCCAGUCCUAUGAUCAGUUAG
Messenger RNA from Striga hermonthica, 1017 nucleotides. NCBI's taxonomy places the organism in Eukaryota, Viridiplantae, Streptophyta, Magnoliopsida, Lamiales, Orobanchaceae. The record is from the annotation of a GenBank genome assembly.